UCACACACGCGCCAGCGCUCAUUGCGCCGGGAUAGUGGAUAGGCUUGCCUGUGCCCCGUAGGCUCAUUCCGAAGUCGAGCUUCCUCAAGCGUCGGCCAACAGUGCGUUCCUGAUGAUAUAAAGAUCCUUUUUUUUUUUUUUAAUCAACAUGGUGCAAAAAAAGAAGAAGUCGCAGAAAAAAAUAGAACCACCGGAACCCAAAGUAUCAUAUUUCCAAAUCUUCCGAUAUGCUAAGUGGGUGGAAAUACUGGCCACGAUCAUCGGGAUCAUAGCUGGACUGCUGAGUGGAGGCGGUGUGUCCUACAAUCUCGUGCAAUUUGGGGAAUUAAGCACAGCCUUCGUGGAGAGGACCGCUCAACAAGAACAAUGCUCCAGUCAUCUUCCCCUUACGUCGAUAUUCGGAGGUGGCCGACGGCUAUGCAACGCCUCAAACGACGAAAAUAUGAAGGCGCUGGUUGAAGACGCAACGUCGAUGGCAAUAGGAAUGUUCAUCAGCAUUGCAAUAUCUCUGAUACUAUGUAUGCUUUCCGUUGCCCUUAUAAGUUGGAGUGCUUUGAGACAGAUAACUAGAAUCCGCAUAAUAUUCCUUGAAGCAGUCCUGCGCCAAGAUAUGUCAUGGUUCGACACAGAUUCCGAGUUCAACUUGGCCACAAAAAUGACAGAUAAUAUGGUGAAGCUAAAAGAGGGAAUCGGUGAGAAGUUGGGCGUUGUGGCGAAUCUCGUCGGCACGGCAAUAAUAUGCUUAUGUCAGGCAUUCCCCAUGGGAUGGGAGCUAACCCUUGCCUGCGUCACAGUGGUCCCCUUCUCUAUUACUGCAUCUGUUAUUCUGUCAAAGUACCAAACUAAAUCUUCUAUUCGCGAACUAGAGUCUUACAGUCAAGCUGGUAAACAAGCAGAAGAAGUUUUGAAAUCAAUAAGGACAGUCGUUGCUUUUGGCGGAGAAAGUAAAGAAGUUGACAGGUAUCGGCGUCUUCUGGAGCCGGCAGAGCGUUAUGGCAAGAAACGUGGAUUAUAUACCGGACUAGGCACUGGGUUUAAUUGGGUAUUAACAUAUUCGCUAAAUGCAAUCGGUCUCACAUACGGAACGAGACUGGUCCUACUCGACUUAGAUAAGCCGACAGAUGAAAGAAAGUACCUCGUUGGAAUUUUAUUCAGCAUUUUAUUCAGCGUUUACAUGGCUACCCAAUCGAUCACUUUCUGCGUCCCUCACUCCGAAGUAUUCGCUUCGGCUCGUGGUGCUGCCGCGAGUAUAUUCAAGCUGCUUGAUAGAGAACCUACUAUCGACUCACUCAAACACACUGGAGUUUCACCAAGACGAGUCCUAGGUGAUAUUUCACUUGAAGACGUGCACUUUAGCUAUCCAUCAAGACCCAAUGUAAAGGUGCUUCAAGGAUUCUCUAUACACAUCAAAGCUGGUGAAUGUGUUGCACUUGUAGGAGCAUCCGGUUGCGGCAAGUCAACAAUACUACAGUUACUACAAAGAUUGUAUGACCCUCUCGUCGGCAGCGUAAAAUUAGAUGGUAGAAAUCUUAAAAACUUAAAUCUGAGCUGGCUUCGAUCUUCUUUGGGAGUGGUAGGUCAAGAACCAGUGCUGUUCCGAGGAACCAUUCAUGACAACAUUGCUAUUGGAAGCCCUGAAGCUACUCGGGAGGACGUGGAAAGGGUCGCUGAUAUGGCAUAUGCACAUGAUUUUAUCACACACUUACGUAAUGGCUACGACACAGUUAUUGGCGAACGAGGAGCGUCUCUUUCCGGGGGUCAAAAGCAGCGUAUAGCUAUUGCGCGCUCACUGCUUCGAGAGCCAGCUGUCCUUUUGCUUGACGAAGCCACAUCAGCUCUUGAUCCGCAUUCAGAGCGGCAGGUACAAGCUGCUUUAGACAGGGCGAGUGUGGGACGAACUACGCUUAUGGUAUCUCACAGGUUAUCCACCAUCGUUAAUGCUGAUCGUAUAAUUUGUAUGGACCAGGGAGCAAUAGUUGAACAAGGGACACAUGAAGAACUUAUGAAAGCAAAAAGUUUCUACUAUAAACUUGUGACUACUGGCAACGAAAGUAAGGAACCGGAUGUAAUAGAAACUUUACCUGAAGAAGAAAACGAUAACGCAGAUGGAGGUGACUUGGCUUUCGUAUCAAGGGUCGAGGUGAAGCGAAGAUCCACUAGAAGAUUAGCCAGGCAUCAUUCAUCAAAGAGGGAAUCACACGAUUGGAUGACACCGAGAGGUUCGAUCACAUCAGUGAUGUCCGCUGGCAUACAAAACUUUGUUUACAACGCAGACUAUGAUUCUGAUGAGGAGAAACAGGAUAAUGACGAGGAAGUAAAACCUGUUAGUGAUUGGCAACUCCUGAAGCUAAACGCACCGGAAUGGCCUUUCAUAGUUAUAGGUUCCAUCGCUGCCUUCAUACAAGGAUCUUGUUUCCCGAUGUUCGCAUUGCUGUUCGGAUACACAUCGGGGAUAUUUAUUUUGGAAAAUCGUAGCGAGAUCAUAUACCUGGCUGACUUCUAUUCUGGCAUGUUCCUCGUGGUAGCAGCAGUCGCCGGUUUAUCUAUGUUCCUUCAAAGCACUACGUUUACAAACGCUGGCCUCAACAUGACAACCAGACUACGGCAACAAUAUUUCGCUGCUCUACUCAGACAAGAAAUCGCGUUUUUCGAUAAAGAAACGAACACAGUAGGAGCUUUGUGCUCUCGACUCAGCGGGGACGCGGCGGAAGUCCAGGGAGCGACCGGACUAAGGAUCGGUCUAAUCUUGCAAGGCACUAGUUCUGUGGUAGUUGGCUUCAUCAUGGCGAUCUGUUACAACUGGAAGCUUACCCUUGUCGGCACUGCCUUUCUGCCUUUGAUGGUUGGAAGUAUAUGGCUAGAAGGAAUAGUUUCACAACAAUCGCAGUCAGAUGAGCGAAAUGCUAUGGAGUCGGCGACAUCGAUCGCUACAGAGGCAGUUGUCAGCAUAAAAACUGUUCAAAGUUUAGGCGUUGAAGAGAUAUUCCUCGCAAAGUUCAAGGAAGCCUUGGCGGUUUCAUGCGCUGCCGUAGCCAGGAAGACUAGAUGGAGAGGUCUCGUACUGGGUCUGGGUGUUUAUGUGCCAUUCCUCUCCUACUGCAGUGCGACUGUUUACGGAGCGGUUCUCGUCGCAUACGAAGGACUUGAAUACAAAGUUGUACUGCUGGUUAAUGAAGCUAUUAUGUAUGGAGCAUACAUGUUGGGACAGUCACUAGUCUACGCACCGAGUUUUAACUCAGCUAAAGCUUGCGGAGCGAGGAUUUUGUCUAUCAUAUACAGAGAACCAAAAGUAAAAACUGAAGCAGAAGUAAAAGACAGGAAAGAAUGGUCGGCGACAGGCAACUUCAAUAUCAAGGACGUGGAGUUCACCUAUCCAACGCGUCCAAACCAGCCAGUACUUCGAGGCAUAGAUCUGAAAGUUGAUGCUGGCAAGACAGUUGCUCUAGUGGGAUCUUCAGGGUGCGGCAAGUCUACUGUAUUACAGCUGAUGCAGAGAUUUUACGACCCUGACUCGGGCAAUAUAGAACUGGAUAACCGUGACACUCGGGCAAGUCUCACGCUUCCGCGGCUACGACGACAGCUGGGCGUGGUCCAGCAGGAGCCGGUGCUCUUCGAUCGUACCAUUGCUGACAAUAUAGCGUAUGGAGACAGCAACCGAAAAGUCACCACACAAGAAAUUAUCGCCGCUGCGAAAGCUGCCAACAUCCAUAGCUUUAUUGUCUCUCUUCCUAAGGGAUACGAAACAAACCUAGGCUCAAGCGGUGCACAGUUGUCCGGUGGUCAAAAACAAAGAGUUUGUAUUGCAAGAGCGCUGAUAAGAUCCCCUCGUCUGCUGCUUCUAGAUGAAGCAACUUCUGCACUGGACGCUAACAGCGAAAGAGCGGUUUCAGAAGCUUUGGAAAAGGCGGCUAAGGGUAGAACCUGCAUAACAAUUGCCCAUCGUCUUUCUACUAUAAAAGAUGCAGAUUUAAUUUGCGUUAUAGACAAAGGAAAAAUCGUUGAACAGGGAACACAUACAGAACUACUCAACCUGAAGGGCUACUAUUGGCGGAUGGGUAAAGGGCAGAAUAUAGCUUAGAAACAACCCUAGGAAUGAAGGCAAUGAAAAUCGAAAAGAUGCUGGAAGCACUUCCUAAAUAUAAGUGGAUAUAAUGUCAAUUACUCGUUUAGUUCUAUGGUAUCCUACUGAUUUUUAGUUGAAUGCCGCGACAUUUAAGUAAUAGGUAUAAUAGUAUUAAGCCCAGUAUAAGUGUGUUAAAUAAUAACCAACGCGAAUGCUAUUAAUAUAACUAUUAGAGCCUCUUAUAGUCCCGGUGUAUCCAUUAUGUUUAUUUAAUUAUAAUAAGCGAAAGGCGCUCGCCAGGUUAUUCAAAAAUGAUCAGUUAGAUCAUUGGCACGAUUUGUUUUGCAUUACAAGUCAACGCUUCUGUUGUCAAAAAUAUGAUCAUUUGUAAGAUAUCUAGGUACGCCUAAAGCGUGCUACUCUCAUGGUAGUAGGUUAGUGUUUCGCUACUUGAAAAGAACUUCAGACUGUGAGCAUUCAAAUCUCAUUUUACCCGGAAUACAUACAAUAUUCUGUAGCCUAAAGAUAUUUGGUAUUUAGAAUAUUUUUUAACGUUUAUACAUUAUAAGUUCGUAUCUAAAAUUUAUAAUUAAGAUGUAGUAAGAAUAGAAAUAAGAUUUUGAUAUAAAAUAAAACGAUUGAUUGUUAAAUCAUU
This is a messenger RNA of Pararge aegeria (speckled wood butterfly), 4718 nucleotides long. Its product is annotated as multidrug resistance protein homolog 49-like. NCBI's taxonomy places the organism in Eukaryota, Metazoa, Arthropoda, Insecta, Lepidoptera, Nymphalidae. Gene Ontology annotation, biological process: transmembrane transport. Bases 149 to 4078 code for a protein of 1309 amino acids. Gene Ontology annotation, molecular function: ATP binding; ATP hydrolysis activity; ABC-type transporter activity. The transcript has 26 exons. The record is from RefSeq and is a predicted model, not a curated record. Gene Ontology annotation, cellular component: membrane.